Messenger RNA from Olea europaea var. sylvestris, 554 nucleotides. RefSeq lists its product as uncharacterized. Bases 95 to 358 code for a protein of 87 amino acids. The record is from RefSeq and is a predicted model, not a curated record. Lineage: Eukaryota; Viridiplantae; Streptophyta; Magnoliopsida; Lamiales; Oleaceae. The transcript has 3 exons.
GUGGAAAUUCAUCUUGCAUUUUCUUGGAGGAACCCUCUUUUUUUGUUUGUGACAGAAGAGGGUGAUCUUUCACAUUCUUUACAGCUCCAAGAAAAUGGCAGGUAGAUGGGUGAAGCCUGAGGUGUUCCCACUAUUUGCAGCAGUUGGCGCAGUUGUGGGCUUAUGUAGCAUGCAGCUUGUAAGGAAUAUUUGUACUAAUCCCGAAGUUAGGGUUACGAAAGAGAACAGAAGCGCGGGAGUGCUACAAAACUUUGAAGAAGGCGAAAAGUAUGCCCAACAUGGCCUUAGGAAGUAUGUUCGUGGCAGACGUCCUGAGGUCAUGCCUAAUCUUAACAAGUUCUUCUCAGAUCCAAAGUGAAGCAGAUUGUGCUCGUAGCUUUGAGCUAAUGCAUUUGGACAAGAAAAGUUUGUAGAAACUAGUGCAUGAUUUCAAUUCUAUUGCAUAAUAAAUUUUAUCUUUUGAAAAUGGUAAUUUCGUUUGUUCGAUGGUCUUAAGCAACUGUUUUUCUCUCAAUAUAUCAUUACAACGAAUUUCUUACACAGUAUUGAACGCA